Messenger RNA from Ceutorhynchus assimilis (cabbage seed weevil), 2679 nucleotides. The record is from the annotation of a GenBank genome assembly. NCBI's taxonomy places the organism in Eukaryota, Metazoa, Arthropoda, Insecta, Coleoptera, Curculionidae.
AUGAGUAAAACAAAAAAAUUCAAAAAGCGCUACGAAACAGACUCGUCGUCCAGUGUCGACUCAGAAGAAGAGCAGCGCAGAAAAGAUCUGAAAGAACGUGAUGAAUUUGCCGACAGACUCAAGAAACGCGAUGGCGAGAAAACUAGAAACAUUAUUCAAGCCUCAGACAGAAGAGCGUACGAGGAAGCGGCUAAAAGGCUUCAGCUGGAAAGUGCCGCGAGAGAAAAAAUCGUUCCCAAGCUCAGAGUUGAAUCCAGACGGAAAUAUCUAGAAAAACGUAAAGAUGACAAGUUACAGGAACUGGAAGCCGAUAUUGUAGACGACGAAUAUCUAUUCGAAGAAGGCAUUUUAACAGAACGCGAAAAAAAGGAAAGGCAACACAAAAAAGAACUCCUAAAAUUAGCUCAGGAACAUGAAAAAGCCAGAGAGUUGGAAAGAGUACAAAGGUAUCACAUGCCCAGAGAUUUGGGCAAAGAUUCGACAUCAGACUACAUUGAAGUGGACGAACUUGAAAAAGUACCACAAUCAGAGCAGAAAAAAUGGGAAAAAGACCAAAUGGCAUCAGCCGUUUUCAAAUUUGGAGCCAAAGAUGCUACAAAAAAAGAUGACUACGAAUUAGUACUGGAAGACCAAAUCGAUUUCAUUCAAGCCUUGCAAAUGCCAGGCUCUAGAGACAAAAUAAAAAAAGAACCAGAACUGUCUGAACACGAAAAGAAAAAGUUAACCAUUGAGGAAACCAAAAAAAGCUUACCUAUAUUCCCUUUUAAAGAUGACUUAAUGCAAGCAGUGCGGGAACAUCAAGUGCUUAUAAUUGAAGGAGAAACUGGCUCUGGUAAAACCACUCAAAUUCCUCAAUACUUACAUGAAGCUGGGUUUACAGAGGAUGGAAAAAAAAUUGGUUGCACCCAGCCACGUAGGGUAGCAGCUAUGUCUGUAGCAGCUCGUGUAGCUCAAGAAAUGGGUGUAAAAUUAGGCAAUGAAGUUGGAUACGCUAUAAGAUUUGAAGACUGCACGUCAGAAAGAACCAUAAUAAAAUACAUGACUGAUGGUACUUUGCAUAGGGAAUUCUUAUCAGAACCUGAUUUGCAGUCCUACAGCGUCAUGAUUAUUGAUGAAGCUCACGAAAGGACUUUGCACACAGACAUUUUAUUCGGACUAGUAAAGGAUAUUGCCAGGUUUAGGCCUGACUUGAAAUUACUAAUAUCAAGUGCAACAUUAGAUGCCCAAAAAUUCUCGGAAUUUUUCGAUGAGGCUCCCAUUUUUAGAAUCCCUGGUAGAAGAUUUCCUGUGGAUAUUUAUUACACCAAAGCCCCUGAAGCUGACUAUGUAGACGCUUGUGUAAUUUCUGUGCUACAAAUUCAUGUAACCCAACCCUUGGGGGACGUUUUAGUAUUUUUAACUGGUCAAGAAGAAAUUGAAACUUGCCAAGAGUCACUGCAAGACCGUUUGAGACGUUUGGGCUCCAAAGUAAGGGAACUCAUAAUAUUGCCUGUAUAUGCUAAUUUACCUAGUGAUAUGCAAGCUAAAAUAUUUGACCCGACUCCACCUGGAGCCAGAAAAGUAGUAUUGGCCACAAAUAUUGCAGAAACUUCUUUGACAAUUGACAACAUAAUUUACGUAAUUGAUCCAGGAUUUGCAAAGCAAAAUCACUUUAACUCCAGAACAAGCAUGGAGAGUUUGAUGGUGGUACCAAUUUCAAAAGCUUCAGCUAAUCAGAGAGCUGGUAGAGCUGGCCGAGUGGCUGCAGGAAAGUGUUUUAGAUUGUACACUGCGUGGUCUUAUAAACAUGAAUUGGAAGAGAAUACAGUGCCAGAAAUUCAACGCAUUAAUUUAGGAAAUGCUGUUUUAAUGCUUAAAGCUUUAGGCAUUAAUGACUUGGUGCAUUUUGACUUUUUGGACCCGCCCCCUCAUGAGACAUUAGUGUUAGCUCUUGAGCAACUGUAUGCUUUGGGUGCUUUGAAUCAUCAUGGAGAAUUAACUAAAAUGGGUAGGAGAAUGGCUGAAUUUCCUGUAGAUCCUAUGAUGGCUAAAAUGUUGCUUGCCUCAGAAAAAUACAAGUGCUCAGAAGAAGUUGUCACGAUCACUGCAAUGUUGUCUGUAAAUAGCUCAGUGUUUUAUAGACCUAAAGACAAAAUAAUUCAUGCAGAUACUGCUAGAAAGAAUUUCUAUCACUUGGCAGGAGACCAUUUGAGUUUAUUGAAUGUCUACAACCAGUGGAAAGAUACUGAUUAUUCUUUACAAUGGUGUUAUGAGAAUUUCAUUCAGUAUAGAUCUAUGAAACGAGCUAGAGAUGUCAGAGAGCAACUAGUAGGCUUAAUGCAAAGAGUCGAAAUAGAAAUGGUCUCUAAUGUAUCAGAAACUGUUGAUAUAAGAAAAGCUAUUACAGCAGGAUAUUUUUAUCAUAUCGCUCGGCUCUCAAAAGGUGGUAGCUACAAAACAGUGAAACACAAUCAGAGUGUAACAGUUCAUCCCAACAGCGCUCUAUUUGAAGAAUUGCCAAGAUGGAUUUUGUAUCACGAACUAGUUUUUACUACAAAGGAAUUCAUGCGGCAAGUAAUUGAAAUUGAGAGCAAGUGGCUGUUGGAGGUGGCACCGCACUAUUAUAAACCCAAGGAACUUGAGGAUUCUACCAAUAAGAAAAUGCCAAAAACUGUUGGGAGAAGCACACGAACUGAAUAA